Limulus polyphemus (Atlantic horseshoe crab) is the source of this 1793-nucleotide messenger RNA. RefSeq names its product tryptophan 2,3-dioxygenase-like (gene vermilion). The record is from RefSeq and is a predicted model, not a curated record. Lineage: Eukaryota; Metazoa; Arthropoda; Merostomata; Xiphosura; Limulidae. Gene Ontology annotation, molecular function: metal ion binding; L-tryptophan 2,3-dioxygenase activity; heme binding. The transcript is spliced from 14 exons. Bases 199 to 1443 code for a protein of 414 amino acids.
AGUAGUCGUGGUUAAUCGUCUGAAGAUUGCAAUACUUGAAGGUUUCCCACAAGCGCGGUCCUAAUAGGAAGAAACCGUGGUAGGAAAGCAUCACGUUGUGUCUGGUAUUCCAUUGAUAAAUUGCAUUAAGUGGUCUGUGAAACCUGAAGGAGAAUCGCAAGGUUUUGCUCAUUUUUGAUAAAAAUAUCUUUGGCUAGGAUGGAAGCACCGAAUACACAAAACGCAUCGCCCUCUGUGGCAGAAUGUUCUGUUAAGGAGCCGAAUGUUGAAACGCGAAAAGUACCCCCUGGUGGAAUGUUAUAUGGGGAUUACCUACAAGUUGACCGUCUUCUUAGCUGUCAAAACCCCCUAUCGACUUUAUCAACGCCUGUUCAUGACGAACAUCUUUUUAUUAUCACUCAUCAGGCAUAUGAACUUUGGUUCAAGCAGAUUAUAUUUGAGCUUGACUCUGUGAGAUAUCUGUUAAACACGAAGGAAGUAGGUGAAGCGAAGAUGUUAACGAUCACCUCUCGUCUCAGCCGCAUUGUUCUCAUUCUAAGGUUAUUAGUUGAUCAAGUGACCAUAUUGGAAACCAUGACUCCAUUGGAUUUUAUGGACUUUCGGAGCUAUCUAUCACCAGCAUCUGGGUUCCAGAGUGUCCAAUUCAGGCUUAUUGAAAAUAAACUCGGCGUUAGAAAUGAACAUCGAGUUAACUAUGGGAAAAAUCAUUAUUUGAAAAUCUUUGAAGACCCUAAAGUCAUUGAUGCCAUCAUGCAGUCUGAAAACGAACCUUCUCUUUGUGAUUUGGUUCAGCGAUGGUUAGAAAGAACUCCUGGACUUGAAGAAAAUGGUUUUAAUUUCUGGAACAAGUACAAGAAAGUUGCGACCAUGAUAUUGAACAGAAUUAAAGAGGAUGCUGAGGAGGAUCCGGACCCGAACAAAAGAGAAACUCUUAUUGAGGACUGGAGGAAGAAGAAGGAAACCUUUGAGUCGCUGUUUGACACGAAUAAACACAUAUUAAAUACUUACCUCUUGAUACGAGGGCAGCGUCGUUUUACCCAUAAGGCAUUUCAAGGAGCUAUGAUGAUAUCUUGUUAUCGGGACGAACCCCUAUUUAAUCAACCCUAUCACUUACUGAAACUAUUGAUGGAUAUUGAUUCUCUCAUCACCAAGUGGCGCUAUAAUCAUGUGCAAAUGGUCCAGAGAAUGAUUGGAUCCCAGCAACUUGGCACAGGUGGCUCUUCGGGUUAUCAAUAUCUUCGUUCCACACUGAGUGACCGCUACAAAGUGUUUGUGGAUCUCUUCAACUUGUCUACCUUCUUGGUACCUCGAAACUGCAUUCCUCCACUGACACCAGCCAUGAAGCGCCGCCUAUCGGUGAUGGAAGAACUUAUUCUUAGUCAUGCCGGCAUGUUGUCAGGCGACGAAGAAGACAAAGACGAUACUUCUUUAAUCAACUUGUGAUUUUAAGAGCGAAAAACCUUCGUCACGUGUUAAGUUCUUUUUACGAAUCAUAAGUGGGAGGUUUUGAUAUUUGUUUCUAAAUUCUUUUUAAAAAGUUUUUAAUCUGCGAUCGUUUUAUUUUUUUGGUUUUUAUAUCAAACUAAUAUUCUUAUAAAAUGUAUUGGUUUUAUCAGAAAAGUUUCAAUAGCAUUGUAUUUUUGUUUUACUAAUAUGAUAUGUUAGGUUUAAAAAUUGUAGAACACUACCGUAAGCUUCAACUUUGUACGUUUCUUUUGUCAUUGAUUUCUUUCUGUUAUGUAAAAGUUUUUUUAUACUUAUUGCGAAAAUAAAACGACUUUUAAAUACUCCAA